AUGCCUUCUACCCCACCCAUAUUUUCAAGCUAUGCAGCUUUCUCAGCGUUCAUUUCUUCCGACACCGAGCUCUCCCUCUACAGAACCUUCCACGCUCUAAGUUCUAGGAAUCUCUUGUAUCUCCAAAGUUCCCUCUUAGGGCUCGAGAACAGACUAAAGGAGCUCGACGAGGAAGACCUGAAAGGGCUAAAUAUUAACAACUUUUUCUCUGCAAAAUGCUGGGAGACAUUUUCGGACAGGGCCAAAGAGCAUCCAAGAGAAGCUGAAAGGAUGGAACUUAUCAUGAUGAUCAAGAAACAAAUUAAAGAAUAUCACGAGGCGCUCCUCCUACAGUCCGAAGUUCUCAAAUUCUCGAAACCGAGUAAGCGUGUGUUUCGAGUCUUCCAGGGCUGGUUCGAAAGCGAAAAACCAUUCGUAGGCUAUGGAAAUGAACUCCUUCAACAACGAGAUGACUUCGUCGCUCUCAAACCUUCUCCUGAUCAAGAUUUCCUGGCGAGAUUCUUACAGGACCUUGGAGGAAGAUGCCUUCUUGGCACAAGACACACAACGUCCAAAGAAGUGAAAUACUACUCGUCUACGCUCGUCUCACGCCUAGCCACAAUAGUCACAGUACUUGCCGCUUCAUUGGUAAUUGAAGGGGCAAUCGUCGCGUUGUAUAUUGUGCAAAAUCAGCAUGUCAGGUUAGGAUUAAUAGCACUGUUUACUAGCAUUUUUGCAGCGAGCUUGGCUGUCAUGACUGACGGGAGAAGAACGGAUAUCAUCCUUGCAACAGCGGCGUGUGCGGCUGUAUUGGUGGUUUUUGUGUCCCAAAGCUCUGGUGUAGGUCCUAGAACGACAAGUUGA
Molecule: messenger RNA, 843 nt
Organism: Hyaloscypha bicolor E
Lineage: Eukaryota; Fungi; Ascomycota; Leotiomycetes; Helotiales; Hyaloscyphaceae
Exons: 3
Coding region: 1-843 (280 amino acids)
Source: RefSeq, a predicted model, not a curated record